GCCGCCGCCGCCGCUCGCUGCCCGCCAUUUUGGAUCCGCGGCCGCCCUCAGGAGUGAGGGGCGAAGCGAGCGAAAGGAGCCAGGCCGAGGCCUCCUCCUCACCCCCUUCAGCAGCAGCAAACCGGCCUUGCGAGAUGAGGAGGCGGCGGCCUGGCCGCGAUACGUGAGAAGAUGUUGGCCACCGAUGUCCGGGAAGAGCGACCCACGGACCGCCUGCCUGCCAUCUUUUAAGAGGAGAAAUUUUGCCACGGCACAUAACUGGGAUGGACCCUCAGCAUACUGCUAUGUUAGGGUUGGGCUCUGGUUCUGAAGGGUUUGCUGGGAAGAGCCCCUCCGCGGGUGCCACGGGAGCUAGGCGAGAAGCAGAGGUUGAUGGUAGCGCAAAGGAGGAAGAGGAGGAGAAGAGGAGGAGCCGGGAGAAGAGUGGCAGCGAUGAGGCGGGGAAAGAGGGAAGCCUGUCCGAUGCCCAGCACCAGUUUUCUGUGAAGGAGACAAACUUUUCCGAAGGGAAUUUAAAACUGAAAAUUGGCCUCCAGGCUAAGAGAACUAAGAAACCCCCCAAGAACUUGGAAAACUAUGUAUGUCGCCCUGCCAUAAAAACCACUAUUAAGCAGCCCAGGAGGGUGCAGAAAGUUGGAAAGAUGGGUGAGGAGAAGAACGAGCCAGGAUCUGCGAAGCAGGACCCCUCGAAGCUGUACAAGAAAAGUGGAGAGGCUGGCCCAGCAACGGUGGAAAGCUUGCUUGCUGAGAGCAGAGCCAGAGCCAGCAGCCCAGCUUUGAAGAAGCUUUCCCCGCUGCGUUCAGAAGGGCUGGAGUACGUGAAAUCAGCAUUCUCCGCUCCCAUCGGCGGCCGCGAUCCCGACUUGAAAGAGAGAGCCCAGGUCAACGGACCCCCGACGGUAACGGAGAAACUGGCCCAGCUGAUCUCAACCUGCCCUCCAGCAAAGUCUUCCAAACCAAAGCAGAAGAAGCUGCCCAUGACGGUCAUGUCCGGAUUUGCUAAGGAUUCCGGAAAGAAGCUGCCGACGGCUGGGGCCGCUGCGGCUACUGCGACCAAGGACUUCCUGAAGAAACCAAUUUCAAGUGGCUCCCUCAGCCUCGACUUGGGCAACAAGGAGUUUGCCAAGAAAGCAUCAGGAGCCGGUGGCAGUUCCGGGGGUUUAAUUAGCAAGGAAAACGGGAGCAAAAAACAGCCAGGGUCCUGUCCAAGCAUGUCUGGGCUCACCAACAAAGACUAUGAGAAAAGGCCAUCCGUUCUUAGCUCUCCGGUCGGACCUGUCAGCAAGGAAGGCGGAAAAAAACCACUGCUUGUGACAAGCAUGGCACCAUCUGGCAUGGCCAGCAAAGACUGCGGCAAAAGGCUGCAGAUGGGGACCAGCAGUCCCAUCGGAUUGGUCAACAGGGAUCCCGGGAAAAAAUCCCUCAGCAUGGUCAGUCCGCCCGGAUUGAUUCAUAAAGACUCACUGAAGAAGCUUCCGUUACCUGGAAGCGCAGUUGGAUUAUUUAAUAAGGACGUUGCAAAGAGACACCUGGGGUCCGAUGGUCCGGUCGGAUCGGUCAGCAAGGACUCGGCAAAGAAGCCGCAGAGUUUUGGGACCUCGAGCGGAUCGAUUAACAAAGAGUCCGGAAAGAAGCCAUCAGCAGCCGGUCCCCUAAUUGGGUUGAUGGCAAAAGAAUCCGGCAAGAAACACAUGGGGGUGGGCAUUCUCGCCUCUCUGACUUCAAAGGACUCUGGGAAGAAAUCGAUUGGGAGCCCCAAUUUGGUGGGCUUAGCCAGCAAAGACUUGGGGGUGCUGAAAGCCGACACCGCUAACCUUCCGGCAGAGCCCUACAAGCGGUGUUGUGGCAGCGGCUUGGCCCCUCUGGAAAGCCACGUGCCCGCUGGGCUUCUGAAGGACGGGGCUGGGGGCAGUAAACCAUUUGAAAAGCACCUGGUGAGACAAAGCAAAGACAGCCUCCCGGAAAAGUUGCCGUCCCAACGAGAAGUUUCCAGCGGAGGCAAAGACGGGGCCUGCAGUCAGCAGGAGAUCUCCCCCAGCGAAAGGGGCCCAUCCGAAUCCUCAAAGCAAGAGAAACAUCUCCCGGUGUAUUGCACUUCUCCUGAAUUUAGGACCGCCGGAGGCGCUUCGGAGAUCUCGACUGCCAAGUCUCCGUUUAGUGCUGUAGGGGAGGGGGGCCUUCCCUCCCCUUCGCCAACUGCCUCGGUUGCUACUCUAACCCAUAGCCCCCCAACGGCACUAUCUCAGGUCCCUUCCAACCCGUUACAUUCAAACCACAUGCCGGAUCUCUUAGACAGCCUGUCCGAACAGAGCAGCAAGACACCAUCUGCCUCCGACGGCGCCCGCUCUGGUAUGAACAGGCUGGGGAAUCCCGGCUUGUACGCGACCAGCAAAGGGGUCGUUCGAGAGUUGAGCAAUCCCAAUUCAGUCUGCACGGAGGAAUCGAAACUGGGUCUAGCCUCAGGCAAGAAAGCCAGCCUAGUCAGCGAAAGCAACCUCCAUGCUUCCAUCGCCCCUUCGGUGGUCAGCUUCUCCAGCUUGUUCAACAACAAGCCCUUUCUAAAGAUGGGGUCCAUGAGCUCCUUAGGGAAACCGAGGCAAGGCCUGGAGAUCCUGAGGGGGAGCAAUAGCGCCGAUUCCCAGGGCAAGGCCUUCAAGAAACGGAAAGGGAGGAAACCCCGUUGGACGAAAGCCUGCCGGUCUCCCAAAGAGCUCGAGUUAGAGAGGCCCGAGCUUUUAAAAAACGUCUCUUGUGGUCCACUGUCCAGCAGCAGCAGCAGCCUGGACCAGGCCAAGCUCUUUGAAAGCACGGGCCCCCCGCCCACCUUCGCCGAACACGACUUCCUGAAACGCCAUUUACCCAAGCUGAGCAAAAGCAGCAGCCUGCAGUCCCUCUCUCUGCUGGGCAGCGUGGAGAAGGAAUCAGGGAAGUUCUACAGCACCCACAUGCCAGCGUCCGUGGGCUGCCUGUCGGACGAUUUGUUCCCCGACAUGUACAAGUCCAAACGGAACCGGUCAAAAUCCAAGGAGAUGCCCCAGUUGGAAGGGCCACCCAAACGGGCCUUGAAAAUCCCCGCCUCCAAAGUCUUCUCGGUGCAGUCCAAGGAAGAGCAGGAACCUCCCGUCUUGCACCCAGAAGUGGAGAUCCCUUCCCUCCGCCAGAGCCUCGCUGGGCAAGCUUUCCCGAAGAAGCGGGGCCGUCCGAAACGGCAGAUCCGCUUGGGGAUCAAGAUGAAGCCGCCCAUCCUCUCCGUCGCCCCUUUUGUCACUCCCGAAAAGGCGGACAAGACGGAAGACACCAUGGACCAACCACCGCUACCACCGCCGAGCGGGGACUUUUUCGAAAGCCGCAGCCAGCUCAGCAACACCGAAGACAACGGAGACUCGAGCGCCGGCAGCGCCAGCGAUCCAGAAGGCGAACCAGAGCACAAGGAAGUCAAACGUAGCAACGGUCAGCUGGUGAAAACCAUCAUUCGGAAAAUCAACAAGAUGAAGACCCUCAAGAGGAAGAAGAUCCUGAACCAAAUCCUCUCCUCUUCCUCGACGGAGUCCAGUAAGGGGAAAGUCCAAUCCAAAGCCCACACUAGCGUCUCCAGCUUGGCGGCCACCUUCAGCACCAAACUGGGCCAGCAGAUCAACGUCAGCAAGAAAGGAACCAUCUACAUAGGAAAGAGACGGGGUAGGAAGCCCAAAGCCAGCUUGACCAGCCUUCUGGCGGCUGGUUCGAGUUUUGCCGUCCUGGAGAAAUCAAGCCAACAGGCCAGCGGAGGGAUGCUGGGACAAGCAGGCGCCCCCUUGCUCCCAUCCGGCCCCAGUGGCAACCCCGAGGUUCUUCCGUCCCCUGUUUGCUCACAGUCGUCGGGCACCAGCGGAGGACAGAGCCCCAUCAGCAGCGACAUGAGCUUUGUGGAGCCCAACUCGGUGCCCUGUUUCCACCUGCACAGCCGACAAGGGAGCGUGGUUCAAACCUUGGCGAUGAGGAAGGCCUCGCGGGCCAGGAGGAGGCUCUCUCCCCCUACACUGCUCCCCAACUCCCCUUCCCACAUGAGCGAGUUGGGCUCCCUGAAGGAAGCCACCCCGUCCCCCAUCAGCGAGUCCCACAGCGACGAGACCGUGCCCAGCGACAGCGGCAUCGGCACCGAUAACAACAGCACGUCGGACCGGGCGGAGAAGUUCUGUGGGCCGAAAAAGCGCCGGCACUCCUUCGAACACGUCUCUCUGGUGGCCCCCGAGGCCUCGGCCGUCCUGAGCAGCCUGAAGGAGAAACACAAGCACAAGUGCAAGCGCCGCGGCCACGACUACCUGGCCUACGACAAACUGAAGCGGCCCAAGCGCAAGCGGAAGAAGAAGUUCCCGCAGCUGCGGGGCAGGCAAGACCCCGAUUUCCUGGCCGAGCUGGAGGAGCUGAUCAGCCGGCUGAGCGAAAUCCGCAUCACGCACCGCAGCCACCAUUUCAUCCCCCGGGACCUGUUGCCCACCAUCUUCCGUAUCAACUUCAACAGCAUCUACAGCCACCCCAGCUUCUCCCUGGACCCUUUGCACUACAUCCGCAAGCCAGAUUUGAAGAAAAAGCGGGGGCGCCCCCCCAAAAUGCGGGAAGCCAUGGCCGAGAUGCCCUUCAUGCACGGUCUCAGUUUCCCGCUUUCUGGUACCGGAUUCUACCCUUCCUACGGCAUGCCUUAUUCUCCUUCGCCCCUGGCGGCACCCAUCGGCCUGGGCUAUUACGGACGCUACCCCCCCACCCUUUACCCUCCUCCCCCCUCCCCUUCGUUCACCACCCCGCUUCCUCCCCCCUCUUACAUGCACGCCGGCCACCUGCUCCUCAACCCCGCCAAGUACCACAAGAAGAAACAUAAGCUGUUGCGCCAGGAGGCUUUCCUGACCGCCAGCCGGGCCCCGCUUCUCUCCAUGAGCACCUACCACCCCAGCGUCCCGCCCGAGAUGGCCUACAGCUGGAUGCUGGAGCACAAACACCGUCACCGUCACAAACAUCGGGAACACCGCUCCUCGGAGCAGUCGCCGGUCUCCCUCGAGGCCUUGGCGCCCGCCGGCUCUUCUUCGCGGACGGUCUUGGAGUCCCUGAAGCGCUACCGGUUCGGCAAGGAAGCCGUGGGCGAGAGGUACAAGCAUAAGGAGAAACAUCGCUGCCACAUGACUUGCCCGCACCUCUCGCCCCCCAAGGGGCUGCUGGGACGAGAGGAGCAGUGGUCCCGGCGGGAGACUGCCGAAAACGGGCCCCGGACUUUGGGAUUACAGACCCCUUUGCAGAUAGACUGCUCCGAUUCUCCUCCCAACCUCCCGCUGGGGAGGUUCACUCCGAGUUCCGAGCCGGCCAGUAGCGAUGAACACACCAAUCUCUUUACCAGUGCAAUAGGCAGUUGCCGCUCCAUGGGUUCGGCCGGCGGCCGUAAGAAACUGUCCGAGGGCUCUGGACUUUUCAGCCCCCAAGAAGGAUCGCUCGGCCGACCCCUCCGGAAGGAGACCUUGCCUCCGAUCGAGAAGGUCGUGCAGGGGGUUUCAGGCACCCUUCCAGGUCAGGAGAAGCUCUCCCAGAGAUCAGUGGAGAGCACCAGUUGCAGUCCUUCCAGGAAGCGGUCUUCCUCCGAAAGCACAUCUUCCACAGUCGUUGGGAUCCCGUCGCGCGGUUCCAGAAUCGGCUCCUCCAUGGAAGAUCCCGCCGACCACCUCCUGCAGCGCAUGGCUCACCACGAGACCCAGGGAGCCUUGGACAAGACCCUGGAGUCCGUCUUGGCCAGCGUCCCCACCCUGCCCUCGGACAGCCCCAGCCGGAGCCCCAGCCGGGAGAAAUCUUGCGAUCUCUUGCUCCCCGGGAAUCCCGGCGACGGCCUCUCCCUCCUCUCCGGCCGCUCCCCGCACCACCACUUCAAGAGGAGCAUGGUGGAAGCCAUUCAAAGCCAGACCAGACGGAUGUGCAGUUACGACAAGAUCUUGGCCACCAAGAAAAACUUGGACCACGUCAACAAGAUCCUCAAAGCCAAGAAGCUUCAAAGACAAUCACGGACCGGCAACAAUUUCGUGAAACGCCGGCCGGGGAGACCCAGGAAAUACCCCUCGGCGCCGGUGGUCUCCUCCCACGGACUGCAAGUCAGCCGAUUCCUCGGCCCCGAGCUCAGCAGCACCAGAGAGCCCGACUGUCUCCUCCACUGUGGCCCCGACACCGUCACCGACGCCAUCGAGUCGGUGGUCCAGGGCGUGACCGAGAAAGGGUCAAAGAGGAAACGGUGGCUGGAAGAAGAGCUGACGAGGAAGAAGCAGAAACUGCUCCCCGGCGAGGAGCAAGAGAGCCAUAAAAGGUUCUCCCGAACCCCUACGAACACUCCUCCCUCCUCGGAGGCUGCUGGGAAGCCCCCGGAGAAAGCCGAACGGCCGCCGGCCCCCCUGGUCCAGCGCGAGAAGAAAGUGGCCCGCCCACCGAAAAAGAAGUACCAGAAGGCCGGCCUCUAUUCGGACGUCUACAAGACCAGCGACCCCAAAAGCCGCCUGAUCCAGUUAAAGAAAGAAAAACUGGAAUACACGCCCGGAGAGCACGAAUACGGCUUAUUCCCCGCGCCUAUUCACGUAGGGAAAUACCUUCGGCAAAAGCGAAUCGACUUUCAGUUGCCUUACGACAUUCUCUGGCAGUGGAAGCAUAACCAGCUGUACAAAAAGCCAGAUGUUCCACUUUAUAAAAAGAUCCGAUCAAAUGUUUAUGUGGACGUCAAACCUCUGUCUGGUUACGAAGCCACCACUUGCAACUGCAAGCAGCCCGACGACAGCCGGAAAAGCGGGUGCCUGGACGACUGUUUGAACAGGAUGAUCUUCGCCGAGUGUUCGCCCAACACGUGUCCCUGCGGGGAGCAGUGCUGCAACCAGCGCAUCCAGAGGCACGAGUGGGUGCAGUGUCUCGAACGCUUCCGGGCGGAGGAGAAAGGCUGGGGCAUCCGGACCAAGGAGUCCCUAAAAGCCGGGCAGUUCAUCAUUGAGUACCUGGGGGAGGUCGUCAGCGAGCAGGAAUUCAGGAACCGGAUGAUUGAGCAGUACCACAACCACAGCGACCACUACUGCCUCAACCUGGACAGCGGGAUGGUGAUUGACAGCUACCGCAUGGGGAACGAGGCCCGUUUCAUCAACCACAGCUGCAACCCCAACUGUGAGAUGCAGAAAUGGUCGGUCAACGGCGUUUACCGGAUCGGACUCUACGCUUUGAAGGACAUGCCAGCCGGCACAGAGCUGACUUACGACUACAAUUUCCACUCCUUCAACGUGGAGAAGCAGCAACUCUGCAAGUGCGGCUUUGAGAAAUGCCGAGGGAUCAUCGGCGGCAAGAGCCAGCGAAUGAACGGCCUGCUCAGCAAAGCCAACCAGAUGGUCACGGCACAGAGGCGGCCGAGCCGGUCCAAAGAGAAGAGGAAGUCCAAGCACAAGUUGAAAAAGAGGAAGGGCCACAUUCCCGAAGAGCCCAGCGAUAACGCCACCCCCCCAACUCGGCUGACUCCCCAACUGCAGAUGAAGCCCAUGUCCAACAGGGAAAGGAAUUUCGUGCUGAAACACCACGUUUUCCUGGUACGCAACUGGGACAAGAUCCGUCAGAAGCAGGAGGAGGUCAAACACGACAGCGACAGCCUCCACUCACCCUCGUUGUACACCCGCUGGAAUGGGAUGUGCCGCGACGAUGGCAACAUCAAAUCGGAUGUCUUCAUGACCCAGUUCUCCGCCCUGCAGACCGCCCGCUCGGUGAGGACGCGACGGUUGGCGGCCGCCGAAGAAAACCUGGAAGUGGCCCGAGCAGCGCGCCUCGCACAGAUCUUCAAGGAGAUCUGCGACGGCAUCAUUGCCUACAAAGAUUCCUCCAGGCAAGUCCUGGCCACCCCUUUGCUGGUUGUCCCUCCGAAAAAAAAGAACGCCGAUUACUACGAGAAGAUCUCGGACCCCCUCGAUCUCACCACCAUCGAGAAGCAGAUCCUGACGGGCUACUACAAAACGGUGGAGGCUUUCGACGGGGAUAUGCUGAAGGUUUUCCGCAAUGCCGAGAAAUACUACGGCCGCAAAUCUCCGAUCGGGCGGGACGUCUGCCGGCUGCGGAAAGCCUAUUACAACGCCCGUCACGAAGCGGCGGCUCAGAUCGACGAGAUCGUGGGUGAGACGGCCAGCGAGGCGGACAGCAGCGAGACCUCCCUGUGCGAGAAGGAGAGCGGGCACGAGAAGGACGAAGACGUCAUCCGUUGCAUCUGCGGCUUGUACAAAGACGAAGGGCUGAUGAUCCAGUGCGAAAAGUGCAUGGUUUGGCAGCACUGUGACUGCAUGGGUGUGAACUCGGACGUUGAACACUACCUGUGUGAACAGUGCGAGCUGCGCACAGUGGAUCGGGAGGUACCGAUGAUUCCCCGGCCUCAUUACACCCAACCCGGCUGCGUUUACUUCAUCUGUCUGUUACGGGACGAUCUCUUGCUCCGCCAAGGAGACUGCGUGUACCUGAUGCGAGAUAGCCGAAGAACCCCCGACGGCCACCCGGUCCGGCAGUCGUACCGCCUGCUGUCCCACAUCAACCGCGAAAGGCUGGAUAUCUUCCGGAUCGAGAAGCUGUGGAAAAAUGAGAAGGGGGAACGUUUCGCCUUCGGCCACCACUACUUCCGCCCGCACGAAACCCACCACUCGCCCUCCCGCAAGUUCUACCACAACGAGCUCUUCCGGGUGCCACUGUACGAGAUCAUCCCUCUGGAGGCGGUGGUGGGGACCUGCUGCGUGCUGGAUCUCUACACCUACUGCAAAGGAAGACCCAAAGGGGCGAAGGAGCCAGACGUUUACAUCUGCGAUUAUCGGCUGGACAAGUCGGCCCAUCUCUUCUACAAAAUCCAUCGUAACCGCUAUCCAGUCUGCACCAAAUCCUACGCCUUCGACCACUUCCCGAAACGGCUGGCGCCGAAAAGAGACUUCUCGCCUCAUUACGUACCUGACAACUACAAGAGGAACGGAGGCAGGUCAUCUUGGAAGUCCGACCGCUCCAAGUCCCAAAAUAAAGACCUGCCUCAGGAGGAGGAGCCUCUCCCCCUUCCGGAAGAGGGGAUCGCCAAUCCCGAGCCCCCUCCUGGAGAGCCGCCAGCCCACCCCGAGGAGCCCGAGAAAGAGGCCCCUUCCCUGGAAAACGUCGAGCUGGAUAAAAAGGCAGAGGAGGGCAGCCCCGAGCCCAGGGAGCCUUGCAGCCCGGAAGAACGCCGGCACCUGCAGCGGGAGCGGCUGAACCAAAUACUCCUCACCCUCUUAGAGAGAAUCCCAGGAAAAAACGCCAUCGACGUCACCUACCUGUUGGAGGAAGGCUCCGGAAGGAAGCUGCGACGUCGCACCCUCCUCCUCCCCGAGAGCAGCUGCAGGAAGUGAACCCGCGUCCAUGUGUUUUUCUCCCCUCCCGCACACUGCCCGCGCGCCCCUCCCCCUCACCCCCUGCAGCAAGGGUGCGUCUUGCAAUUCCUCCGGGCGUUAAGACUGACAGCCGGGCCGGGAUUUUUGGACUUUCCGCCAUCCUGCGUCUCUCAGCCCUCCUGGAAGAAGCAACCGGUGGCAAGAAGAGGCCGAAGCCCUCGCGGUCCGGCCGAGCAGAAGGAAACUGACGAAACGGUUCUGUAGCACUUAGUCCCUGCACUUGGGCAGGCAAGCCCCCUCCCACCCACUCACCCCCUCCCCACCCACAUCCCCCAGGAGC
Pantherophis guttatus is the source of this 9696-nucleotide messenger RNA. Lineage: Eukaryota; Metazoa; Chordata; Lepidosauria; Squamata; Colubridae. The record is from RefSeq and is a predicted model, not a curated record.